CUGUGCAGCAGCAAAGCCUGAGAAGCACAUUCCCUCUCUACAUUCUGCAAGCAGCCACAAUGGAGCCUGUUAGCUUCCAUUAUGCCUGUGCUAUAAGUGCUGCCUGACGCCUACCUCAACACAACAAAAAUUAUUCCAGUGUAACAGCACUGCCUGUCAGGCAUUUAAAACAAAAACGUGGAUUAUGGUUUCGAGUUUAGAGACUCUCUUUGUAUAAACACACAAUUGUACUCUCUGCUGUUUCUGUGCUGUUGCAGUGCUCAUAUGGAGAACCCGAUCAAAAUCAAAAGGACUGCCAUCACCCUGGCUCAGAAAGUCCAGAUCAUCUUGAAGUUGAACGAUCCCUCCUUCAAACAGAAGGAGAUUGCCCGGGAGUAUGGCCUGACCGCUUCAGCCAUCUCCAAAAUUGUCAAGAAGAAAGAGGAGAUUCUGGAAGAAUGGCUGCGUGGUGGGAACCUGGAACGCAAGCGUAAGCGUGAAGGGAAGAACCAGACCAUUGACGACGCCCUGCUCAGCUGGUUCUGGACAGCCAGCAAGGAGAAAGGCCCGAUUUCAGGGCCGGUGCUCAUGGCCAAAGCCAAGGCCCUUGCUGAGGAAAUGGGGAUCGAGUUCAAACCCACCAACGGCUGGCUGUGCCGAUGGAAGAACCGCAACAACCUGGCUUACAAACGCACGCCAAAGGAUAAGCGUGAAUACAGAGGGAUGAGCGACCAGUGGACUGGAUUCUCUGCCUUUGCACCUCAAUCUCUGUAUCUGCAAGAUGGGCAGCUGGUCCCAGAUUACUACAGAGAGGGAACAGCAACACAGCCGCUGGAUGAUGCAGGGGAAGAUUCCCAUGACCAGUCUGCAGAGGGGGCUGAACGAGAGGAACAAGAUCCACAGUUUUAUGCAGGAGCAGCUGCUUUUUCACCAGCACCCAGUGGUCAGCAUGGACAAUGGCAUACAAUGGGACCUGGAUCGACUGACAGCUCUUCUGAUGAGAUGCCAACAGCACAAGCUCUGAUACAGCAGGGUGCAGAUACUAAGCAUAAACCCAAGAGAAUCAAGCAAGAGGAACUGUCCACACAAUCAAGCCACAACUGUCAGUUUUACGCAGGUGUGUGCCAAGAAGGAAAGAUUACUGAAACUAACCAGAGAAAGGACUGAGUUCUCAAUGUUUCCUUUGCUAAUAAUGAAGAAACUGGAUGAAAUUUGUGCGACAGAACCAGGUCAUUCAGCCCAACAGAUCUGAAAGUGUUCACACUCUAUGAAAGGCUUCAUUAAAUCCUACCAGCCCUUCAACUAUUGUUUCCUCCCUCAUCUUCUUAACUAACUUCCCCUGAAAUGCA
Messenger RNA from Rhincodon typus (whale shark), 1328 nucleotides. RefSeq names its product tigger transposable element-derived protein 2. Gene Ontology annotation, molecular function: DNA binding. NCBI's taxonomy places the organism in Eukaryota, Metazoa, Chordata, Chondrichthyes, Orectolobiformes, Rhincodontidae. The record is from RefSeq and is a predicted model, not a curated record. Gene Ontology annotation, cellular component: nucleus. The transcript has 3 exons. The coding region runs from base 265 to 1146 and encodes 293 amino acids.